Messenger RNA from Phalaenopsis equestris, 1700 nucleotides. RefSeq names its product PTI1-like tyrosine-protein kinase At3g15890. The coding region runs from base 374 to 1531 and encodes 385 amino acids. Gene Ontology annotation, molecular function: protein kinase activity; ATP binding. The record is from RefSeq and is a predicted model, not a curated record. The transcript is spliced from 4 exons. Gene Ontology annotation, biological process: protein phosphorylation. NCBI's taxonomy places the organism in Eukaryota, Viridiplantae, Streptophyta, Magnoliopsida, Asparagales, Orchidaceae.
UUCUCGUGAACUCCUCUUCAAAUGAAACAAAUAUUGUCUGGUUGUUGAGAUUUGGAGUGAUGUGCUCGAAUCUCAACAGUUGGCCAUGUAAAUAACAUACUCCUCCAAAUGACUUAACAUGAAUCUAGUAAAUUGUAAGUUAUUCCCUCAUCAAAUAAUUCCUAAACAACAAAACGUUGAGUAAUGUUAAAUCCCCAGAUGUUCAGAUUUUUUCCCCCAAUAUCAUUCCGAUUGAAGUUUUCUCCUUUCAUUUUUUAUUUUAUAAUUUUCUGACUGCUUCAACCCCCAUCCAAUAGAUUUAAAAUCCAUUUCCCCUUCCACCCCCCAUCCUUUCAUUUCAAACCCCCAACACCCCAUCUUUCUUCACAGAGCCAUGGUGAAUCUCCGCCAUUUCUGCUGCGUUUCUCGCAAGAACAAUCAUGAAGACGGCGGCCACCGUUCAUGCCACUCAAGAACUUCGUCUAGCAGCUGCUUCACUGAUAGCCCGUGGGAAGUCUUCACCCUCCUACCCGCCACCAAUAACUUCAGCGAGGCCAGCAAGCUCGGCGAGGGUGGCUUCGGUACCGUCUACUGGGGCCGCACUCCCGCCGGCGGCGAGAUAGCGGUGAAGAGAUUGAAGACGAUGACUCCGAAAGCGGAGAUGGAGUUUGCGGUGGAGGUGGAGGUUUUGGGCAGAGUUAUGCAUAAGAAUCUAUUGAGUCUCCGGGGCUAUUUCGCCGGCGGAAACGAGAGGCUAAUUGUUUAUGAUUAUAUGCCUAAUCGGAGCCUGCUCGGCCACCUGCACGGCCACCGCGCGCAUGAUAUACUUCUCGAUUGGCGCACUCGCCUCCGCAUAGCCAUCGGCUCUGCUUCGGGGAUUGCGUAUCUGCACCACGAGGCGAGUCCACACAUAAUCCACAGAGAUAUAAAGGCGAGCAACGUGCUCCUGGACAGCAAAUUGCGGCCAAAAGUGGCGGAUUUCGGGUUCGCGAAGCUGAUUCCGGAGGGGGUGAGUCACCUGACCACACGUGUGAAAGGCACGCUGGGGUACCUGGCGCCGGAAUACGCCAUGUGGGGGAGGGUGUCAGAGAGCUGCGAUGUGUAUAGCUUCGGAAUACUUCUCCUGGAAAUCGUGAGCGCUCGGCGGCCGAUAGAGAAGCUGGCCGGCGGCGCGAAGAGGGAUAUAGUACAGUGGGCGUUGCCGCUGGCGGAGAGCGGAAACUGGGAGCAGAUUGCGGAUCCGAGAUUGAAUGGUAAGUAUGAUGCCGUGCAGCUAAGGAAUUUGGUUGUUGUGGCGAUUAAGUGUACCGACGGGUGUCCGGAGAACCGGCCGGAGAUGAGGGAGGUGGUGCGGAUGCUUCGGGUCGGUGUCGGGUCGAUGCGGGUGAAGGAGGUGGGCGAGGUGGAGGAGGAGAAGGAGAAGGUGGUGGUAAUGGGGAAGGCGGAGAAGGAGGAGAAGGAGAAGGAGGAGGAGGAGGCGAUGAUGAUGACUGAGCCGUCUGAUUAUUUCUGUAUUAGGAACAAGAAUGAGUCGAUGAUGAUGAUGAGAUGAUGGACAUGAAAAUUGAUGUUGGCUACAAGGGAAAAAGAUGAUAAUAGUAGUUUAGUUUUGUAUUUAAAUAAAUUUAAGAUUUUGAGUAAUUGGGUUAACGGAGAGGCACGUAAGUUGAUGAUUAGAUCAAAAAUGAAAUUAAAAUGAUGAACAUGUAAAAAAAAAGGAU